AUGCGCUUUUCGGAUGAGACGCUGCUGGACAUCACCAAGCGCUUUAGAAGGGAGCUGGCCAGUGGGCUGGGCAGCGACACCAACGCCACCGCCUCCCUGAAGAUGCUGCCGACGUUUGUGCGCUCGAUCCCGGACGGAACAGAGAAGGGAGAUUUCAUCGCUUUGGAUCUGGGAGGCAGUAACUUCAGGAUCCUCCGCGUCAAGGUGAGCCACGAGAAGAAGCAGACCGUUCAGAUGGAGAGCGAAGUCUACGACACGCCAGAGGACAUCAUUCACGGCAGCGGGACCAGACUGUUCGACCAUGUGGCCGAGUGUCUCGGCGACUUCAUGGAGAAGCACGACAUCAAAGACAAGAGGCUCCCAGUUGGUUUCACCUUCUCCUUCCCCUGCCAGCAGUCCAAACUGGACGAGGGCUAUCUGAUAACGUGGACAAAACGCUUCAAAGCCAGCGGGGUGGAAGGGAUGGACGUCGUCCAGCUGCUCAACAAAGCCAUUGAGAAACGAGGCGACUACGAGGCCGACAUCAUGGCAGUAGUGAACGAUACCGUGGGGACAAUGAUGACCUGUGGCUUCGAUGACCAGCGCUGCGAAGUUGGCAUCAUCAUAGGGACGGGUACCAACGCCUGCUACAUGGAGGAGCUGCGUCACAUCGACCUGGUGGAGGGAGACGAGGGCCGGAUGUGCGUGAACACCGAGUGGGGGGCGUUCGGAGACGACGGCAGGCUAGAGGACCUCAGGACCGAGUUUGACCGAGAGAUAGACAGAGGUUCCCUCAACCCGGGCAACCAGCUUUUUGAGAAGAUGGUCAGCGGGAUGUACAUGGGGGAGCUGGUUCGUCUCAUCCUGGUUAAGAUGGCCCGAGAGGGACUGCUGUUUGAGGGGAGAAUCACCCCCGAGCUUCUUACUAAGGGGACAUUUGAGACCAAACACGUCUCAGCAAUAGAGAAGAGCAAGGAAGGCUUAAGCAAGGCAAAAGAUAUUUUAAGUCGACUUGGUGUGGAACCCUCGGCGGAGGACUGCGUCGCUGUGCAACAUGUUUGUGCCAUCGUCUCUCAUCGCUCCGCCAACCUGGUAGCUGCUGCCCUGGCAGGCAUCCUGAUGAGGCUGAAAGAGAACAAAGGAGUGACCCGACUCAGAACCACCGUGGGCAUCGAUGGCUCUCUGUACAAGAUGCACCCACAAUACGCCCGGCGCCUCCAUAAGACCGUCCGGCGUUUGGUCCCCGACUGCGACGUCCGGUUCCUGCUGUCGGAGAGCGGCAGCGGGAAAGGUGCCGCCAUGGUGACAGCCGUGGCCUACAGACUCGCCGAUCAAACCCGACAAAUCGCCAAGACCCUGGCCGAGUUCCGCCUGACGACCGAGCAGCUGCUGGAGGUGAAAAAGAGAAUGAGGAUAGAGAUCCAAAACGGCCUUUCAAAGAGCACCCAGGAGGCUGCCACCGUCAAAAUGCUGCCGACGUUUGUCCGCCGCACACCUGACGGCUCAGAAAAUGGGGAUUUCCUGGCUUUGGACUUGGGAGGAACCAACUUUCGAGUUCUGAUGGUCAAGAUUCGUUCUGGGAAGAAGAGAUCGGUGGAGAUGCACAACAAGAUCUACGCUAUUCCUCUGGAGGUGAUGCAGGGCACAGGAGAGGAGCUUUUUGAUCACAUAGUGCACUGCAUCAGUGACUUCCUGGACUACAUGGGGAUGAAGAACGCACGUCUUCCUCUGGGCUUCACCUUCUCGUUCCCGUGCCGUCAGACGAGUCUGGAUGCCGGCAUCUUGGUGACUUGGACCAAGGGCUUCAAGGCGACAGACUGCGAGGGAGAAGAUGUGGUGGGGCUGCUGAGGGAGGCCAUCAAGAGAAGAGAGGAGUUUGACCUGGAUGUGGUGGCCAUCGUCAACGACACGGUGGGAACCAUGAUGACCUGCGCCUACGAAGAGCCGACCUGUGAGGUUGGCCUCAUUGCCGGAACCGGCAGCAACGCCUGCUACAUGGAGGAGAUGCGCAACAUCGAGAUGGUCGAGGGCGACGAAGGACGCAUGUGCGUCAACAUGGAGUGGGGGGCUUUCGGAGACAACGGGUGCCUUGACGACUUCAGGACGGAGUAUGACAACACCGUGGAUGAACUCAGUCUUAACCCAGGGAAACAAAGGUAUGAGAAGAUGUGCAGCGGCAUGUACCUGGGUGAGAUCGUGAGGAACAUCCUUAUAGACAUGACCAAAAAAGGAUUCCUGUUCAGAGGACAGAUCUCUGAAACCCUGAAGACCAGAGGCAUCUUUGAAACCAAGUUCCUCUCGCAGAUAGAAAGUGACAGACUGGCUUUGCUGCAGGUCAGAUCCAUCCUGCAACACUUAGGACUGGACAGCACUUGUGAUGACAGUAUCAUUGUCAAAGAGGUCUGUGGAACAGUGUCGCGGCGUGCCGCUCAGCUGUGUGGGGCAGGGAUGGCGGCUGUCGUCGAUAAGAUAAGAGAGAACCGCGGACUGGAGCAUCUGAACAUCACUGUGGGAGUGGACGGCACGCUGUACAAAUUACAUCCACAUUUCUCCCGGAUCAUGCACCAGACUGUCUGCGAACUGGCCCCUCAGUGCACCGUCAACUUCCUGUUGUCCGAGGACGGCAGCGGCAAGGGAGCCGCUCUCAUCACGGCUGUGGGCUGCCGGAUCAGGGAAGAGCUCAACAGUAAAUAAGAAGGAGAAAAAAAAAUCUAUUUCACCCCAUUCCUCCUGGACACGUCAUCUUCUUUGCUCUGAAACGGACAUUACAUUCGACCCCCUCACACUCCAGCUGCUUCUUUAUCCCUGCGUCUGCCUGAGACAGUUUAGCAGCAGAGGUUCUAGUUCAACCAGAUCUAACAGCAGCCAGCCUCUUUAGGGAUGCAUUUUUUGUGAUUUCAAAGCUCAACAUUAUCGUAAGGAUAAAAUAUUUGCUUUGAUACGUAAAUAAAUAUGAUAAAAAUGUAUUUUUAUUAUAUUAUUUAUUUUAUUUUACCCACUCCUGGUUUCACCUCUGUCUCCCCCUGGGGGAUUGCUCCCGCUACUGCAAGUCUGUCAGUUUUCCUGUGUUGCAAAAGAAAAGUUUCUUUUGUGACACAUCCAGGACAUAAAAA
Molecule: messenger RNA, 3092 nt
Organism: Fundulus heteroclitus (mummichog)
Lineage: Eukaryota; Metazoa; Chordata; Actinopteri; Cyprinodontiformes; Fundulidae
Product: hexokinase-1
Exons: 20
Coding region: 1-2673 (890 amino acids)
Biological process (GO): glycolytic process; glucose 6-phosphate metabolic process; intracellular glucose homeostasis
Cellular component (GO): mitochondrion; cytosol
Molecular function (GO): glucokinase activity; fructokinase activity; mannokinase activity
Source: RefSeq, a predicted model, not a curated record